This is a messenger RNA of Lucilia cuprina (Australian sheep blowfly), 516 nucleotides long. RefSeq names its product forkhead box protein P2-like. Bases 1 to 516 code for a protein of 171 amino acids. The transcript has a single exon. NCBI's taxonomy places the organism in Eukaryota, Metazoa, Arthropoda, Insecta, Diptera, Calliphoridae. The record is from RefSeq and is a predicted model, not a curated record.
AUGGCUUCAUCGAACUUGCAUCAAACUGAGCAAUACAUCCACAAGAAAUUUGCAAAGCUUACCAAUAAGAGGAAGCAAAAAGAAAUCGAAGAUAAGGAAAAUGUAAUAAAUGCACAAACUAUAUUGGAUAAGGCAAACAAGGAAACGGAAGAACCUUUACCGAAAAGAAAACAAACUAAAGCUUUAUUUCGACCAUGGUUGGAUGAUAAGAAAAAGAACACAACACAAACCCCAACUACAGCAGAAAGAGUUUUUAACUCAGUCCUGGCAAAUCAACAACCUUCACAAUUGUCCCAAAAAACAAAACGUAAUCGCAAACAUUUGACAACACUUAUCCAUCAGUAUAAUCAACAAGCUCAACAGUAUUUGUUGCAGCAGCAACAAUACUACGCUUUCUAUCAACAACAGCAACAAGCUGCCGCUAAGCUGCAUCAUGUUUUAUAUCUACAGCAAUUACAACAAAUGGCCUUACAGCAGCAAAACCAGCGACAAUUAUUUGUUUUUGGUCAACAGUGA